GGUGACACCGACACGGCCCUAGUUGCUGUUUCGUCCGCCAAGGGCGCUGCCAUCACCACUUGCACCCGUCUUCACUUACUCGCUUUAGCAAUCGUGCUUUAGGAGCAUGUUGGAGUUAACUGUGGUGUUUUAAUGUCAUGCAAAUCGUUAACAUUAAUAGUAGUCGUGUAAUGACUCCAGCCAAGAGACGCGAUUAAUGUUAUAUCGAGUCGAACUUGGUCAGUCAUUGGAUAAAGAGAUCUUUCGUUCGAACUAUAAUUAGUUAAUAAAAUGGAAGCGGGACACUACACCGGAGAGGGGAAACUUCCUCCGUCGACUUACUACAAUUCCCUAUCUGGUUCGGCUUGUUUCCCUCUCCCACUUCUAUACAAUCAAAUGAAUUCCUAUCCCUUUUUCUCCGGUCCAUUUCUACCAUUACAUCCUUGCGUACUACCACAGCACGGUCUACAGGAUUCUGCAGCACUCACCACUCCUCGCAACGUUUUAGCAUCGAGAGACUUGAUGAAGAAUGCCGAAAUGGCUAUGACACCCGUGACAUUCGACUACGUUCAAGCUAGACACAGAUCUUACAAAGAAAAACAUCAAAAUGACGUCCAAAGAUUAAACAUCAGGCAAGCUAACUUGGCAUCUAUGCUGGGAAUGCAAAAUAAUAACUGUGUCCCAGACGUCAAGAAAGUAGAAGCGGAAGGAAGCAACGAGGUAUAUCAAACGGAGCAGAAACCCUGUGACAUCACCCCCAGAGUACAAAACGAAGGCAAGAUAACUGAAGUUGGUCAAACCACCGAAAAUGUAAAUAAAUCUUGGACAACCGGACAAACCGACUCUUCUACCUGUCCACUCUGCGGUGUGGUGGUGGCUCCAUUGGAAUGGCAAGCUCAUUUUCGUCAAGAACUCGAGGAAUUUACUAAAAAUACAAUGUGGAUGUGCCAAAAAGAAUCUAUGGUCGAUUUGUUCAAUCCUACGACUGCUUCUCUGGAACAUUUGAGGAUGCACACGCUGACUGAAGCAGGAAAACGUACUGUUGAAGCAAGAAGAGAGACUUAUUUACGCGUCAGAGCAAAUCGUUUGCAUCGGUUAGGAGUGUUUUAUUCUUUAGGUAGGAGUUGCAGACCAAGAAAAGCAUCUCUAAGUGAGACAAGUGUCAUAAAGCCGAGAUUACCCAACGAUAUGAAAGGUCAAGAUGAAGCGAUCAGAACGGAGACGAACGGUUCAGGUGAAGUGAUGAUGCUAGGUUUAACAGUACAAAAGAGUGAUAAUCAAGAGCAGGAUAGCAAUAAAGAUUUCUCUUCUGAAGUUGACAUUAGCAAUAGAGAUGCUUCUAAUGAGAAGAAUAAUGAAGAAAAUUUGGAAACUCCUCAUCUAAUGUCACCCAUGAAUGGAAGGUGUAGCGAUACAGAAGAGAAACGGAAGAACGGAUCCAACAUCCAAUGCGUCGUAUGUUUAGAAUCCUAUCGCAAACCUGUUGUUUCCGUAUGUUGUUGGCACGUACAUUGCGAACGAUGCUGGUUAAAGUCAUUGGGUACAAAAAGGUUAUGUCCUCAAUGCGAUGCUAUCACGUCACCUUCAGAUCUUCGCCGCAUCCAUUUGUAGCUCGUGUUAAGUGGCCAUCAUUCUUCCUUCAUUAUUAAAGCAAAUUGGAAACAAAGAAGGACUCUUGACGUAUGAAAUUCCAUCAAAAAUAAAAAUAAAAUAUAAGAUAGCUUCGGUUGGAGUUCAUCACUACUGAACUAGGGGACAAAAAGAAUUGGUAUACAAACCAAGCUAAAAGGACUUUUUCUUGUGUGUUUGGUGCAAUAAACUGAUAAAAAAUAUAUAUAUAAAAAUUAUAUAUUUAAAAAGACUGUGCGCGAUAUAAACUGGACGUUCACCUUCGGCUUAUGUCAUUUAAAAACAAACAAUUGUAGUUUUACUGUGAUACUGUAAAUAACCAGGCUAUAGACAAGAGAACAUAAAAAAGAGAGGUAAGCAGCCUAUCUUUUAUCAUAUCAUGUAUACAGUUGCAGUCUUUCCUCGUAAGGAUUGUUCAUUAAUAAUUCUCGAUGUUUAUUCAAAGUUGUCUAUUGUUGUGUGCUGCGGCAUAUUCAGUUAAUGUGGACGAAUAUGACGUUUUUUCCAUUAUAAAAAAACAAAAAAAGUAAGUUUUUCUUAUUCAUUUGCGAGAAUAGAAAACAAAGAUUCGAGUCUACUAAACGGUUACAGUUUGUCCCAAUUAUUUAAUUAAAAAAACAUCCAAAAUUGUUGUUGAACAAUAAAAAAAAAAGCAAAGGAUUCUCCUCAUCUUAACUGGUUAGAAUUGAAUAAAAGUAGGCUUUUUUCUGUAACCGAUAUAAUUAUUAGUAGAAAAAUUCUAAGAAAUUUAAGAAAUUUUUCAUCUUUCCCAACAAUAUUAAUUUUGAAAAAUAAAAUAUAUUAAAGAAGUGAAGAAAAGUUUCCUUCUUAUUAAAACUCUAACGAUUGCAACCUUAUUUAUAACGCUUAUCAUCUCGGUUAUCCGAGUGUAAACACGGAUUAUAAGAGGAUAUUGGAAUUGACUAAUAUCAAACGCGAUUAAUGGUUCUUUGUAAUGCUCAAUAGUGUUGCUGGCCCUCUCAUUAGAUGGUCAAGAAGGUGUCCAGAAGGUUCGGACAACUAAUGGAGCCGUAAACUAGUCGGAUGACGUCGUAUCUAAGGUCGAGAAGUACUGUACAACAUAGAAUGAGAUAAGCUGUGGCGAAACAGAAUGUUGAGUAGACUUUUAUUACUGGUGUAGAUUUUACAACCUGCAGAUGAAGUUAAUGGUUGGGAAGUCUCCA
Centruroides sculpturatus (bark scorpion) is the source of this 2792-nucleotide messenger RNA. RefSeq lists its product as uncharacterized. The coding region runs from base 271 to 1590 and encodes 439 amino acids. Gene Ontology annotation, biological process: protein ubiquitination. The transcript has 14 exons. Gene Ontology annotation, molecular function: ubiquitin protein ligase activity. The record is from RefSeq and is a predicted model, not a curated record. NCBI's taxonomy places the organism in Eukaryota, Metazoa, Arthropoda, Arachnida, Scorpiones, Buthidae.